UUAUAAAGUAUUUACUAUUAUCGUGAAAUUGUAUUAAAUACAAUUCAAUGCAAUGGUUCGACAAAAGAUAAUUAUAAAUAUAUUCAAAUAUGUUCAAAUAGUUACAAAGUCUAAUUAUGUUUUUGCUAAUAUGUAUUUAUUACAUCAAAGAAAAAAUAUAUUUAUGACAUAUUUGCAACAAGUUAACAGAAUAAAAAGAAAUUAUAAUACUUAUCAGUGGAAAAAUACACCACAAACUAAAUUUUUUAUUGUAUCAGGUAGUUUUUUUAAUUUAUUUAAACCUAAAGAAGAAAAAGAUGAUAUUGAAGAAUUAAAAAUGACAAUUAAACGAUCAAUUUUAUUAAUUCAGAAACAAGAAUUUCUAAAAGCAGAACAAAUGCUACAUAUUGCUUUAAAUCAAGCUCAAAUUUUACAACAUUAUGAUGGUAUAACUUAUGUAUAUGAUGUAAUGGCAAAUUUAGCAUACGAGAUAAAUGAUUUUAAAAAAGCAGAAAAUCUAUUUAUAUCAGUUUUAAAAAGAUUAAUAGCUAAAGGAGUUCCACAAGAUGAUUUAGCAGUCAUUCAUAUUAGUCUUAAAAUUGCUGAUAUUUAUGAUAAGAUAGGAGAUACACAAAAAGCAGAAAAUGGAUAUAAAUUUUGUUUACAACAUUUACAAAAUCAUUUAAUUAAAGAUAGUCAAAAUCAAGAUAUAUUACAGUUGUUAGGUUUGACAUUGGAAAAAUAUGCAUCUAUGCUUUUUUCACAAUCACAGUAUGCUAAUGCUUUUGAAUAUUUUACUCAAGCUUAUGAUAUAUCUAUAAAAAUAAAUGGUGAAAAAAAUGAACAAACUGUUAUUUUAUUAAAUAAUUUAGGAAGUGUUUGUUACAUGUUACAAAAAUAUGAUCAAACUAUUCAAUAUUUAUCUAAAGCUGCAGAACUAGGAAAAAAAUUACCAGAUAUGAUUGAAUUAAGUUCUGUUUAUGUCAAUUUGGGAAAUACAUUUAUUGCAAAAGGACUUUAUGAAGAAGCAAAAAAAAAUUGUAGUAAAGGAGAAUAUUUAGCAAAAAUUAGAAAUGAUAAUGAAACUAUAAUGGAAGCUAAAAAAUGUUUUGAACAAUUAAAAAGUUUAAUAUCUUAAUAUAAAAUAUUAAAUAUGAUUAUUUCAAAUUUGUUUUAAAUUAUAAAUAAUAUAUUAAAAUUAUGUGUUAUAUUAAAUUAAAUUAUAUAAUAUAUAUUGUAAUUAUAUAUAAUAUAUAAUUGUACGAUAUAUCAAUUUACAUAAUGAGAAAAUAUUAAAUAUAUUUUAUUUAAUAUAAGAUU
Molecule: messenger RNA, 1299 nt
Organism: Apis florea (little honeybee)
Lineage: Eukaryota; Metazoa; Arthropoda; Insecta; Hymenoptera; Apidae
Gene: Ttc19
Product: tetratricopeptide repeat domain 19
Biological process (GO): mitochondrial respiratory chain complex III assembly
Cellular component (GO): mitochondrial inner membrane
Molecular function (GO): protein binding
Source: RefSeq, a predicted model, not a curated record